UGACUGGUGGACCCGCCGCUGGUAGGACGACGUCUUUUAUUUUCCACCCUCACAGGUUCAAGGACUCUACGUCUGUUCUUUUUUUAAAAUUUGAUUUUCACAUUUUGGAAUAUUUUGACUGGAUAUCCAGCUCUUGUCACACCAGUAACAUGGCGGACAGUAAAGUAGAAACCAGCGGGGAACUGAGCGUCAAGGAGCUGAAGGAGAAGAAGAAGACUGAAGAGGCAGAGAACGGAGAGGAUGCUGCUGCCAAUGGCAAAGCUGACGAGGAGAACGGCGAGCAGGAGAAUGAGGUGGAGGACGACGUAGGAGAAGAGGACGACGACGAGGAUGGUGAGGGUGAUGAGGAGGACGAUGAAGAUGACGACCUUGAUGUACCAACGGGGAAGAGAGCGGCUGAGGAUGAUGAUGAUGAUGAUGAAGAGGACGAAGUUGAAACCAAGAAGCAGAAGAAAGAUAAGUAGAGUUUGGCCAAGGCCCCGCUGUCUGGACGACGACACCACCGAGAGGACAGACAGCCAGUUUUCCAGCAAACCUUCAACACCUCAGUCCUCCCUUCCUAACAAGAAUACUUUUACAAACAGAAUUAGUUUGUAUUUUUAUUUACAUUUUAUAUUUUUGUAAAUACUGUAAGGAGGUUGGCCAUUUUGCAACAAUGAUCUUUCUUGGUAUCAAGUGGUGCUUUGAGGACUUUUAGAUUCAAACUUAUCAUCAGCCGUCCACAUUCUGCAUCAGCCAAGCAGAGGCAUUCGCCCUCACCCUCCGCCCCACCCCCCCUCCCCCCAGCUUACUUUUAUUACAUUAGGGUUCUGCUUAGGGUUCCUUCAGGGUGUGUGUUGACUUUUAGUGGCAUGGGAAAAAUAACUGAUUCUGCACUUCUCAAGAGUGCUGAUAGUGUAUUACUGGUAGUUUCAGCUGUCCGUCUGUCACCGUCUGUCUGUUAUGGCCAGAUGUUAAUGUUGUUAUGUCUGUGCUGUUUUGUUGAACAAUAAACAGUCGUUUGAUUUUGUUGGAUUGUACCUGUGUUAGUUUAUACCUGCAGUAAAAAGAAUGAGGAGAAUCAGUCUUCAGUGACCGGAGUGUCAAAAUUGAAAUCUGUUAAGAUACAGCCAGGAACUCAUCAAAUCUCCUCAAAGCCACAGUAAUGGAUUAAAGCUGGUAUCCAGAUUUGUUUUUAUUAUUUUUUUAGAUAACUGGUUAAUAUUUUGUGGUUGAGGAUUGUAUAACAAGAACUGUCAUAUUAUCUGUUGGAGACUCUCUUCAUACUUUUGAAAAAAAUAUUUAGCUUGUCAGGUUGCACCUGUCCUGGUUGACAGUUUCAAUAAAGUUUGUUCCAAACAGUCA
Messenger RNA from Limanda limanda (common dab), 1344 nucleotides. RefSeq names its product prothymosin alpha a (gene ptmaa). Gene Ontology annotation, cellular component: nucleus. The transcript is spliced from 5 exons. The record is from RefSeq and is a predicted model, not a curated record. Bases 150 to 464 code for a protein of 104 amino acids. Gene Ontology annotation, biological process: positive regulation of transcription by RNA polymerase II; negative regulation of apoptotic process. Lineage: Eukaryota; Metazoa; Chordata; Actinopteri; Pleuronectiformes; Pleuronectidae. Gene Ontology annotation, molecular function: histone binding.